Molecule: messenger RNA, 4175 nt
Organism: Erythranthe guttata (spotted monkey flower)
Lineage: Eukaryota; Viridiplantae; Streptophyta; Magnoliopsida; Lamiales; Phrymaceae
Gene: PGR3
Product: proton gradient regulation 3
Molecular function (GO): protein binding
Source: RefSeq, a predicted model, not a curated record
UAAAUUCCGAGUAUCUAACUAUUUUCCGAUAUUCAUCAAACAGCCCCGUAAAUUGAAAUAAAUAUCUACAUUGCCCCCAAGUUUUAGAUAUUUAUAAAAUGAUCCCAAUAAUUAUGGAUUUUACUCGAUUCGGUUCCUUUCUUCCAUAAGCAGCCACUUUAGAUAAAAUUGGUGGGAACUGGAUAAUACAGCACCGGUCAGAAACCAAACGCCGUAGCCACAUGCGAUUUAUCUAAAGCUUCAUCGCACCGGCAAAGCAAAUCACCCGCUUCGUUCGUCCAUUUCUUUUUCUGUUUCCAUUUGCCAAAUUAUUAAUGUUCUUUCUCUUGGGCAAUUUCACAAACACCAACCAGGCAAACCAACAGAGUCCACAUUCGUUGACUGCCGUUGAAUUCCUUGCGUAGUGUACAUUCCCCAUACUUCAUUCUGUCUAGCGAUUCAUGUAUGGCAGUAAUUACAUUAAAUUCUUCGAGUUUACACCGCUGUAAUUAUGCUCAAAUUUCAUGUAUGUCGAGUUACGGCAAUGGCACGGGGAAAAGGAGAAAGAUUGAUUCUUUGGAGAUUCUGCGGCAUGGGUUAGUGAUGAACUGGAAGAAGACGAAGAAAAAGCACGUUCGGUUUUGUGGGUUUGUCAUGAAGAGUAGCAGCUCGGAUGAAUUCGUCUUGAUGCAGAGCGAAAUCAAGAAAGGCAUGUCGUCCGAUGAAAUAAUCGCUCGUCUGAAGUCAAUUCAUGAUUCCGAUCGGGCUUUCUCUUUCUUUAAAUCCGUUGCAAGUAUGCCACGUGUUAUGCACACCACAGAAACAUGUAACUACAUGCUUGAGCUUUUGAGGGUGCAUGGUAGAAUUGAGGAUAUGGUUGUGGUGUUUGAUAUGAUGCAGAAACAAAUUAUUUACAGGAGUUUAGAUACUUACUUCAUUAUAUUUAAGAGUCUAAGUGUAAGGGGAGGGAUUCGACAGGCGCCUUUCGCACUCGAAAGGAUGAGAAAAUCCGGGUUUAUUUUGAACGCAUAUUCGUACAACGGAUUGAUACAUUUGAUUCUUCAAGCGGGGUUUUGUACGGAGGCUUUAGUAGUCUACAGAAGAAUGGUCUCGGAACAGUUGAAACCUAGUCUUAAGACAUACUCUGCACUUAUGGUAGCUAGUGGUAAGAGACGAGACACCGACACUGUCAUGAGUUUGCUCGAAGAGAUGGAGAAUUUGGGACUGAGGCCAAAUGUAUACACCUUUACUAUUUGUAUCAGAGUGCUCGGUCGAGCAGGAAAGAUAAACGAGGCUUACAGUAUAUUAAAGAGGAUGGAUGAAGAUGGAUGUGCACCUGAUGUAGUUACUUACACUGUACUCAUUGAUGCUCUUUGUAAUGCAGGGAAACUCGAAGUCGCGAAAGAAGUGUUCGAGAAAAUGAAAAACGGCAGUCAUAAACCUGAUCGUGUGACUUAUAUAACUAUGUUGGAUAAGUUCAGCGAUUAUGGAGACUUGGAUUCGGUUAGAGAGUAUUGGAGCUUAAUGGAAGCUGAUGGUCAUAAAGCAGAUGUUGUUACUUUCACCAUACUCGUCGAUGCUUUAUGCAAAGUGGGGAAAGUUGGAGAAGCAUUUGAUGUGCUGGACGAAAUGAAGAAAAACGAGAUCUUGCCGAAUCUUCAGACUUACAAUACUUUGAUUUGUGGGCUUUUGAGGCAACGGAAAUUGGGUGAAGCGUUAGAGCUAUGCGACAGCAUGGAAUCGUGCGGCAUUCAGCCUAAUGCGUAUACGUACAUCUUGUUCAUUGACUGCUAUGGGAAAUUAGGCGAAGCCGACAAAGCUAUGGAAACCUUCGAGAAGAUGAAAGCUCGUGGCAUUGUCCCGACUGUUGUUGCGUGCAAUGCGUCGCUUUACAGCCUGGCUGAAGUUGGUCGGCUACGAGAGGCGAAACAGCUCUUUGACGGAAUAAAGCAGAGCGGACUUGUGCCUGAUUCUAUCACCUAUAAUAUGAUGAUGAAGUGCUAUAGCGGUGCAGGGAAAAUCGACGAAGCCGUUCAGUUACUUCAAGAAAUGAUGGAUAACAGCUGUCACCCUGACAUCAUUGUUAUCAACUCCUUGAUCGACACGCUUUACAAGGCUGACCGGUCGAAAGAGGCGUGGGAAAUGUUCUGCAAGAUAAAGGAGUUAAAAGUUGUACCUACGGUCGUGACGUACAACACGUUAUUGUCUGGGCUGGGAAAACAGGGCAAGGUACAAGAGGGCUGCAAAUUAUUCGAGAGCAUGGCUGCUUACGGCUGUCCGCCGAAUACAAUUACUUUCAACACGCUCAUGGAUUGCCUCUGUAAGAACGAUGAGGUGGAUUUGGCGUUGAAGAUGCUUUACGAAAUGACGGAAAAAGAUUGCCGCCCUGAUGUUUUUACGUACAACACUGUAAUCUAUGGAUUGGUAAAGGAGAACAGGAUUAACGAAGCUUUUUGGCUUUUCCAUCAGAUGAAAAAAAGGAUAUUUCCCGACUGGGUUACUCUUUUUACACUCCUCCCAGGUGUUGUGAAAGCUGGUUCGAUCGAGAACGCUUUUAAAGUGGUUAGGAUUUUUUCCCAUCAGGAUAGAAUUUCGGCUAAUCGAUCUUUUUGGGGAGAUUUGAUGUCUGGGAUUUUGAAAGAAGCAGAGUUAAACCAUGCUGUUUCUUUUGCGGAAAAAGUAGUGUCGACCCGUCUUUGCAAAAGUGGUUCGAUAAUGGAGCCGAUUAUUAAGGUACUGUCCAAGCAAAAGAAAGCCCUUGAAGCCCACAACUUAUUCGAGAAGUUCACUAAAUCUUUCGGUAUUCGUCCGACUGUGCAAGCGUAUUAUCUUUUAAUCGAGGGUCUUCUUAAUAUUCAUAAGAAGGAACUUGCAUGGGAAAUUUAUGAGGAGAUGAAAAACGCUGGCUGUGCUGCAGAUGUACCCACCUACAAUUUACUGCUCGAUGAUCUUGGCAAAUCGGGAAAAAUAAACGAGCUUUUCGAGCUGUACAACGAGAUGCUCCACAGAGGAUUAAAACCCGAUACGAUAACGCAAAACAUACUCAUUUCUGGUCUGGUGAAAUCCAACAGAUUAGAGAAAGCCAUCGAUUUGUAUUAUGAUCUUAUAAGUGGAGGCUUUGCUCCUACACCAUGCACAUACGGUCCUCUAAUAGACGGUCUUUUGAAGGUCAAGAAACUAGACGAGGCAAAGAGUUUGUUCGAGGAAAUGAUAGAGUAUGGAUGCAGACCUAACUGCGCUAUCUACAACAUUCUAAUAAACGGGUUCGGAAAAUCGGGUGACGUCGAAACUGCUCGAGAGUUCUUUGAAAGAAUGGUCGAUGAAGGGAUUAGACCGGAUUUGAAAUCGUACAGCAUUCUAGUCGAUUGUCUUUGCUUGUUGGGAAGAGUGGACGAUGCGUUGUACUAUUUUGAGGAAAUUAAGAAUGCGGGGCUCGAUCCAGAUUUGAUUUGUUAUAAUAUUAUAAUUAACGGCCUUAGCAAAUCAAGAAAAGUCAAGAAAGCGCUUGCUCUUUUCGACGAGAUGAGAAGCAGAGGAAUGGCACCGAAUCUUUAUACUUUUAAUGUCUUGAUAUCGAAUCUUGGGCUUGUUGGUAUGAUUGAAGAGGCGAGAAAUAUGUUUGAAGAAUUACAGAUUGUCGGUCUUAAACCGGAUGUUUUUACGUACAAUGCUCUAAUUAGGGCGCAUAGUAUGGCUGGGAAUCCGGAUCAUGCGUACGAUGUGUACGAGGAGAUGGUGGUUGGAGGGUGUAGCCCUAAUAACGGGACCUUUGCUCAGCUUCCGAAUUAGCAAUUUUUUUUUUCUUACAAACUGUUUUUCGUUCGAUACGAGAGAUAUAUAUAUACAGGGAGGAUUUGCUGCCCUUGUUCGGUUUCUUGGAAUGGUUUGAUACGAUACAUUUUACGCUGUUUCGAGAUUUCGUCGUAAAUAUAUAAUGAGGUAAAUUUAAUUAGUGUUACCUAGUUUUGAGGUGUUGUGGCAAUGCUGCAGAAUGUAGAGAUGUGCUGUGUAUAUAUACUUACUGUAAGGUAAUAUGUUUUAGGUUACAUAUUUUCUCUGCAGAAGCUGUGUAUUACUUUACUUUGCAAACAUUGGAGAGGUUUUUGGCUCAAUUUCAAGUGUAUUAUAAAUUUGAAAGAUAUGUUAGUAUCAUAUAAUAUUGAAAUUAUCUUUGUAUAGAGAAUAAACUUUAAUCU